AUCGCCAUCAACCUUUGAAAUAUUCAACGACAGAUGAACGCAACGAAAAUAAGGCAAAUUAAAUUCCGAUAUGACGAGUCUUAAGAGACCACAGGGCGGUGACCCGAACUCUCCAAAUCUGUCGAGCAAGAUUUACGUGAGAUCCACGAAGAGCGGCAAGGUCCAGAAGAUUGUACGUGAGGUCUAUCUCCGACAAGAUAUCCCGUGCUCCUCUAAGCUAUGCUCGAAAUGCAUGGAAACUGCUCCGAGGAGCUUCAUGGGUGAGAGAAGCCCCUUCGUCCUCUCGGACAAACCCGCGGGCACCAAGGCCUAUCCACAGGGACAUUAUCUCGUCCCAGAUACAAAUGCUCUACUUAACGCCAUGGAUCUGUUUGAACAGAGCUCGGCAUUCUAUGAUGUCAUCAUUUUACAGACCGUCUUAGAAGAGCUGCGCAACAGAUCUUUACCACUAUACAACCGCCUAAUCGGCCUGACAAAAAGCCAGGACAAACGCUUCUAUGUCUUCUUCAACGAAUUUAGACUAGAGACCUAUAUCACUCGUGAAGAGGGUGAAACCAUUAACGACAGAAAUGACAGGGCAGUCCGACAAGCCGUCAAAUGGUACAAUGACCAUUUGAAAGGCAAACGAGCGCCCGUUACUGUCAUGCUCACCGACGACAGACUUAAUAUCCAAAAGGCGAAGAGUGAAAAUAUUCCUGUUAUGACAUUACGCGACUACGUUUCCGGGCUCGAGGACGCGGAUCGACUCCUCGACAUGAUUCCAGAGUCUAAGGAACGAGGAAUCUCUAGAGACAAGAAUGCAUCCGAUUUCCUAUAUCCCGAACACUACACUUUAUCCAAGAUGAUGACUGGUGUCAAGGGCGGAGUAUUACACCAGGGCAUUUUUAAUGUGUCACCGUACAAUUACCUUGAAGCCUCGAUCAAGGUUCCCGCAUUUCCGAAAGCACUUCUCGUUCUUGGACGAGAAAACAUAAACCGCGCAGUAGAUGGAGAUAUCGUGGUUGUUGAAGUGCUCCCUCAGGAUCAAUGGAAAGCACCCUCGACGAAGAUUAUCGAGGAAGAUACUAUCACGAAGAAUGAAAACGCCGAUAAUGAAGAUGGGGGCGAUAUCGUCACAGAACAGGAGAGACGGGCUCUGCAAGAGCAGGUAAAGAAGACCCAAGGUCUAAGCACGGAAGGUCGGCCACAACCUACCGCAAGGGUAGUCGGUGUUAUCAAACGAAACUGGCGCCAAUAUGUUGGUCACAUCGAUCCAUCAUCCGCCAGUGAUGCCGGAAGGCAAGGAAGGAAGCAGGAGACAGUCUUCCUAGUCCCGAUGGACAAGAAGGUACCAAAGAUUCGCAUACGCACAAGACAGGCAGGCGAACUAGUAGGAAAGCGAAUACUGGUCACAAUCGACGCCUGGGAUCGCGAAUCCAGGCAUCCUGUCGGUCACUUCGUUAGAUCUCUAGGUGAACUCGAAACUAAGACUGCAGAGACUGAAGCGUUAUUGCUUGAGUACGACGUCCAGUACCGGCCUUUCCCGAAGACUGUACUAGAUUGUCUGCCUCCCGAGGGCCAUGAUUGGAGAGUACCUACAAGUACAGACGACUCUGGCUGGAAAGAUAGAGAAGAUCUACGCGGCCUUCUCAUCUGCAGCAUCGAUCCUCCCGGCUGCCAAGAUAUCGAUGAUGCACUGCACGCAAGGCCACUGCCGAAUGGAAACUUCGAAGUUGGUGUGCAUAUCGCUGAUGUUUCACACUUCGUGAAACCAAGCAACGCCAUGGACAUGGAAGCCAGUAUCCGAGGAACAACUGUCUACCUAGUGGAUAAACGUAUCGAUAUGCUUCCGAUGUUACUUGGAACCGAUCUCUGCUCCCUGAAACCGUACGUAGAGCGUUACGCAUUCUCGGUGAUUUGGGAAGUCAACCAAUCAGCCGAUAUCGUCAACGCGCGGUUCACCAAAUCAGUCAUCAAGUCUCGCGAAGCAUUCAGUUACGAACAGGCACAAUUACGUAUCGACGAUGCCUCUCAGCAAGAUGACUUGACCCAAGGCAUGAGGACUCUAUUAAUGCUAUCGAAGAAAUUGAAGCAGAAGCGAAUGGACGCUGGAGCUCUCAGCCUUUCUUCGCCUGAAGUCAAAGUCGAGAUGGAAUCCGAGACAUCGGAUCCAAUCGACGUCAAGACCAAGGCCCUUCUAGACACCAACUCCCUUGUCGAAGAAUUCAUGUUACUCGCCAACAUCAGCGUCGCAGGCAAAAUCUACGAAGCCUUCCCACAAACCGCCAUCCUCCGCCGCCACGGCGCCCCUCCAAAGACCAACUUCGACGAGCUAGCCAACCAGCUCAAGGUCAAGCGCAACCUCGAGCUCCGCUUCGACAGCUCGAAAGCUCUCGCCGACUCCCUAGACCAAUGCACAGACGCAGAGAACCCGUUCUUCAACACGCUCGUGCGCAUCAUGGCCACCCGCUGCAUGAUGAGCGCGGAGUACUUCUGCGCCGGCACCCAGGCGUACCCAGAGUUCCGCCACUACGGCCUCGCGUCGGAGAUCUACACGCACUUUACGAGCCCCAUCCGUCGGUACGCCGACCUCGUCGCCCACAGACAACUCGCCGCCGCCAUCGACUACGAACCCAUGCACCCCUCCACCCGCAGCCGCGGCCGUCUCGAGGCCGUCUGCAAGAACAUCAACGUCCGCCACCGCAACGCGCAACUCGCGGGUCGGGCUAGCGUCGCUUACUACGUCGGCCAGUCCCUCAAGGGACGGGUCGCGGAGGAGGAAGGGUUCGUGAUGAAGAUUUUCAGUAACGGGUUUGUGGUGCUAGUUCCUCGGUUCGGGAUUGAAGGUCUGAUUCGGCUGAGGGAUUUGGCGGAGCCGGAACCUGAGAGUGUUUUUGAUGCGGAGGGGUAUGUGUUGACGACGAGUGGGAGUAGGGAGGUUAAGGUGGAGUUGUUUCAGAAGGUUCGGGUUAGGAUUCGCGAUGUUAAGGAUGAGAGGACGGGGAAGAGGGGGGCUAAGAUGGAGUUGAUUGAUUGAGUGGAGUGAGAGAGUGAUUAAGGGGGAUGAAGCUGAGAUGUUAAGUGGCUUGGAAGACAUUGAAUUGGGGUCUUCUAAAGUAAUGGUAUGGGAACAAUUGCUUAGGUGUAGCUAGUACAGCAGAUACAUUUCACGACAAUUCGGCAGCAGAGUUCUUGUGCGUUUCUAUUUUCUUCGUCUAUUCACUGGUAUUAUUUGAUUCCUCUGAUCUAGAGAACACAGGCCGGAUAAAGAUUCACUUGG
Molecule: messenger RNA, 3259 nt
Organism: Annulohypoxylon maeteangense
Lineage: Eukaryota; Fungi; Ascomycota; Sordariomycetes; Xylariales; Hypoxylaceae
Product: RNB-domain-containing protein
Exons: 2
Coding region: 71-3016 (981 amino acids)
Biological process (GO): rRNA catabolic process
Cellular component (GO): nuclear exosome (RNase complex); cytoplasmic exosome (RNase complex)
Molecular function (GO): RNA binding; endonuclease activity; 3'-5'-RNA exonuclease activity
Source: RefSeq, a predicted model, not a curated record